CCUUGCCCUGGUGCCCCAACUCAGAUCCGUGGACUCGGUAAAUCUGGUGUCCUGCUUCCAUCUCUGCUCGACAAUGGAUGGUUCAUAGGAAGAUGCAGCCCCUCUUCGAUGCCUUGCUGCGGUGAGCCAUGAGCUCCCACUGGGCUUCUUUCACUGCAGACCGAUUGUAGCAUUCAUGUUCAAUGUGUGUUUCACCUAGAUGCAGUCUCUGAUCUCGGCUUUUCUGCAGCGGUGAGUUCCACAGGUCAGCUCUGCUUGCUGCAGAGAUGCAUAGGGUUCAAAUUUCCCUGCGCAUUAAUUUCACUGAAGGGGCAAUUGGGCCAGUGUGACCUUAAAUCGUCUGUUGCUUGCCGUAAUCCUAAAUUGCAUGUAUCAGUAGGAGGGACUCUUUGAAGGUCUAAUCUCCCCUUCCCUAGAGUCUUUCCACCUACCAUCUCAAAGCAAUUUGCAAAUUCAAGUUUGUUAAUCUUCAGUGCCCCCGGUGAGAUGCUGUUUCACACAGGGGGGAAACUGAGAUACAGAGAGGGGCAGAGAUGUGCUCGCGGUCACACAGCAAGUCAGCGGAAGAGGUGGAUGCAGCUGGCUCUUAAGCUCUUUGGCCGAGGUGACGUGUGGGGAGACGGGUCAUGUGCCCCCCAUAUUUUAUAUUUUUUGCACGGAGUGGGUUCACAAUAUGUGAUGGGCAGUCGUUUCUUUCCAGACUUUCAAACCUUAAUAACGUAACCAAGGGGGUGCCUUUGACCCUUCGCCUUAAUAGUUGUUCUCCCAUGACUUUCACUUUUUCAGGCAGCGUGGCAUUCGCAAGUGUGUUCCUUAGGCCUUGGAAUUGUAUUUGGCUUUUUUACUUAUUUUUCUGAAAAGCGGUUCAAGGACAGUCUGCGUUUAAACUAAGCCAAUUUAAUAGCGUACCUGUUGUUAGCUUUGUGCAAUGGUGAAAAGACAAUUAAGUUUGGACUUUUUCCUACACUAAGAAGGGCUACGUUUCCCUGUGAUUAAUAAGCCCCAAUAUUAAUUUUAAAACUGUUUCAACAAUGGCUAAAUUACGCUUGCCAGCAAUGUGUGGCACCAACAGAAUUGCUGCUAUAUUUUAUCUGAAGUAGUUUAUCGAAUAAUUUAUACCUAAGAGAUUUGGGUAAUUAAAACCCAAGGGGAAUUGACGCUGACCUCUACACGUUUGUUUGUCUUUUAGUUGGGAAAGAAACGCAGUUCUGCAAACGCUGUUACUUUGCUCCAAACAACGUCUUCACUGAAAUAAAGAGAGGUUUUUUUUUCCGAUCAAAACCUCGCAUGGUUUGCUUGUAAUAAUAAAGCUGUAUGUAGUUGUGGGGGGAUUAUAUUCAUUCACUAGAUUCGUUCUGGCACUUUAUUUCCAGGUAGCCCAUCAAAGAAGGCAAAUGGCAGAAUGCAUAAUGAUUUCGGAGUGUUUUUUAAAAAGAAUUUCAAGUGUCCGAGCUACCCCUGUACAAACUGGCCUUAACUCUUAACCGUAUAUUAAGACAACUUUCUUGUUAAGCUUUUUAAUGCAUGUAUGAAUCCUAUAACCAGUUUUUUCCCUGGAUAGCUUAAUUUUGGAACAGUCUCCAUCUGCUAUUACGUAGUAUUGUACAGCAUGACCUCAGAAGCAGUCUAGAAAUCGAAACUCCCUUGUCUCUUGAGUGCCUGCCCUGAACCCUGCUGCAAACCACCAGAACUUUUAAAUUGUGCCCCCUCCUGCCCCCGCCCUCAACAGUUACUUGUCCCUUCUCCUCUUUGCCGAACGGAUGGCCUUUUUAGGUGUUGGUACAGCACCUUGGGCAAUAUUGCCCUGCGCUGAGCCGGGGGCCUCUAGGUUUUUCUAUAGUAGAAAAAAUGAACAAAAGAACCCAGGAGUCCUGGCUCCCAGAUCGAGCCCACUUCCCUUCCAGAGCCCUGGAUAGAACCCAGGAGUCCUGGCUCCUAGUGACUUCUGCACAGAACUUUCCAGCACUACACCUCCCAUGAGGCACUGUGCUGUGUUUUAUGCAGGGAGGUAGAAUCCUGUUCCCUUUGCAGAGCAUGCUGGGAACUGCAGGCAGCCGGCAGGCUUUUCCCAUUGACGUGCAUGGAGAUGCCCUAUGGGACUACGUUGCCCAUGAGGCUUUGCGCUUCCAGCCGCUCAUGGAGCCCUUGGUCACCGCAUUGCCUUCUGGGAUUUGUAGUUCUCCAGGAGACGAUUUACUGUUGACUUGCCUGAGGAAGGCUGCCGAUCGGAACUACGUUUCCCAAGACACCCUGCUCCCGGGCUGCGUGGUGGCUGAGGCUCCCCCCCUUUCAGAGGCGCAGGCAGCCGGCUCGCUCCGGUCCCCCAGAGUGGAACCUUGCAGGCCCCGCACCUGGCGAUGGAAACGGCGCUCCCCGCUGUUGGCAAGGAAGGAAACCUCCACAAAAUAAACAAGUUCACCUGAGGUGUCUGUGAAGGCAGGAAAAUGCUGUGGAAAGCUCUGCUGAGGGUGGAGCUGGGGGGAACGGGCAACCGGGCCCCCUCCAUGAACUGGCUCCUGUCCCCCGCCCUCCGGUACCGGUCCACUUCUGUCAUGGACAACCAUCAUGUGGAGCUGGCCCGAGAGCGAUCCAAGACAGUCACCUCCUUCUACAACCAGUCGGCCAUUGACAUCGCAGCAGAGAAGCCGUCUGUGAGAUUGACGCCCACCACCAUGCUGUAUUCGGGACGGUCGCAGGAUGGCAGCCACCUCCUGAAAAGUGCCCACUACCUUCACCGCGAGCUGCCCGUCCGCAUCGCCCAUCGCAUCAAGGGCUUCCGCAGCCUCCCCUUCAUCAUCGGAUGCAACCCCACCAUCCUCCACGUGCAUGAGCUGUACAUCCGAGCCUUCCAGAUGCUGAGCGAAUUCCCCACGAUCAAGGACCAAGAGUCAGAGACCCGGUACUGCAAGCUGGUCCGGCAGCUGCUGGAUGAUCAUAAGGACGUGGUGACGCUGCUGGCCGAGGGGGUGCGGGAGUGUCGUAAACACAUCCAGGACGAGAAGGUCAUCCGCCAUUUCCUAGACAAGAUGCUCACCUCCCGGCUGGGGAUCCGGAUGCUGGCGAUCCAUCACCUGGCGCUGCACGAGGAAAAGCCGGACUUCGUGGGCAUCAUCUGCACCCGUCUCUCCCCAAAGAAAAUCAUUGAGAAGUGGGUGGAUUUUGCAAGGCGUCUGUGUGAGCACAAGUACGGGAACGCCCCGCGGGUGCGGAUCAAUGGGCAUGUGGCUGCUCGCUUCCCCUUCAUCCCCAUGCCCCUCGACUACAUCCUGCCGGAGCUGCUCAAGAACGCCAUGAGGGCCACCAUGGAGUCUCACCUGGACACGCCGUACAAUGUGCCGGACAUUGUCAUCACCAUCGCCAACAACGACAUCGACCUGAUCAUCAGGAUUUCGGACCGGGGUGGCGGGAUCCCCCACGAGCACCUGGAGAAGGUGACGGAUUAUCACUUCACCACGGCGGAGUCCAGCGCCCAAGACCCCCGCAUGAACACCCUCUUUGGGAACAUGGUGGACAUGGUCAACAGCGGCCAGUCGGGCCCGAUGCACGGGUUCGGCUUCGGGCUGCCGACCUCCCGUGCCUAUGCCGAGUACCUGGGGGGAUCGCUGCGCAUCCAGUCCCUGCAGGGCAUCGGCACCGACGUGUACCUCCGUCUGAAACACAUUGACGGCAAGGAGGAGAGUUUCCGCAUCUAGAGACGCCCCCCUCUCCCUGGGCCGUGGCCCCCUCCGCAUGGACGUUGGCUUUGCUUCCCGUCACUCUGUGCUUGGAUACCCACGGCCCUGAUCCCACGGCCCCGGCCUCCUGGGUUCUCUGCAUCUCCACAAGGGGGCGGGACUUUGAACUUACAGACGGGACGUCGCCUCCUGCUGGUUAUUCCAGUCCCGCCCCUGGGAGCACCCUAAUGGAUUCUUUAUUCGGUGGGGCGGGGCCUGGGUCGACCAACCCCAAACAGGUUUUGAAGGCAACGGACGCUUCCCGGCGCAUGUACCUCCCUUGGUAGCUCCACAUUGCCAGCACCUUGCACACUCGUUUUCUCACCCUUGUUUCAUUCCCUUCUUCUCAAAAAACCAAAUCGAAGGACGGCGUUGGAGUGUGGGGGGGGGAAAGACUUUUAUUGCCGCGCAUGGCCCCAGAAUCGCUCCCCCACCUGUCUCAACAGCUCCACCCCUUCACACUUUGGACAGGGGACGAAUUUUAUGGUUGCGCCUGGAUGCUGGAUUCCCCACCCACCCACGGCACAUGGCGGAUGCCAAUUCUAGCCCUGGUUUUUGUUUUCCCGCUUUCUCGUUUAUUUCAGGGGGGUGGGGGUGGGGCAGGAUGUGGGUUUGACUCCCCUCCUCGGGGGUGGCCGGGGGAACCAGACCCUGGACGUGUAUCUCGCUGUGAUACCGAUUAAAAGUGCCGAUUCUGAAAGGCGGCGAGGCCGUGUGACUCUGUGCCGGAGGGAGCAGGGCAGAGCUGCGGUUCCUUGCAUCGUUGUGAUCAUCUAGUCAGACACAAGCUGUGCACCUUCCGCGAAUUAACUCCUGUUUGAAAUAGAGCAGAUCUUUCAGGAAGACAUCCCAGCUUGAUUUUAAAAUCGCCAGUAAUGGAGAAUCUACCACGACCCUUGGGAAGUCGUUCCAGUGGUUAAUUCCUCUCAAUGUUAAAAAUUUGCCCCGGGUUUCCAGUCUGAAUUUGUCUAGCUUCAACCUCCAGCCCAUUGGACAUUGUUAGAUUUGUCUGAUAGCUUGAAAAGCCCGUGAUCAAAUAUUUGUUCCCCUUGUAGGUACUUAUAGACUGGGAUCAAGUCACCCCCCUUUACCCUUCUCUUUGUUAAGCUAAAUAGAUAGAGCUCCUUGCGUCUCUCUCUCAUAUUGGGUUCCGGGAAAUGGGCGGGGGAAGGUUGGAUGUUUUGCUAAAAGCUCUGUUCUAGGAAUUAUUUUGGGGCAGUUCUCUAGCCUGUGUUAUAGGGGGGGAGUGGGGGGGAUCAGACGAGAUGAUCCCAAAGAUCCUUCCUGGCCUUGGAAUCCAUGACGUGUGUAAAGCCGGAGGACACGGAUACAGGGCGUUGCGGGAAUGGCAGUGGAGUUCAACAUGUGAGUGUGGAUGCUGAUGGGGGGCAUGGGGAAAAAAGUGCGGGAUGACACACAGUGACCCUGCCGUGCAGCUCUGCUCUCGGCCUCUCUGUGGGAAGGAGCUCUUCUGGUUGCUUGAGGGUGUAACGGAAAGGAAAUGAUCCGGUGAGAAAUUUGCCCUUUCUCUGCCACCAGUGAAGGCAAGAAACUUUCUCUAUUAAACAAGAAACGAAAGUUGAGGUUCUCCUCUGUUCACAUGACAUUUUUUGGGGCCGGGGCCUAUUCUCUCCUGCUGGAAUAUCCAAACAGCGGGGGAUGCAGGGGGGGAGCUGUUCCUAUCCCCCCAUCAGAUAUUAUAUCAGGGGAGGGUCCCCCAGGAGUGUUUUUUUUUCUGUCUCCCUCCUACUCUUCUUGUAGCAGCUGGAAGUACACUGUUUGUGUGUGUCCAUCCAUCCCAGUUAUGUGCUUAUACCUCCGUCCCCUUUCUACUCUCUCUGAGUUCACACCGUCACGGGUCAGGUCUCCUGCCCCUACGCAGCUCUGGGUGUAAUUUUGCAUUUCCCUUCUCUUAUAUCGAUGAUAUAAGACGGGAACAACAUCCCGUCUAUGCCAGCUGCUUAUUACUGGGCAGAGCCACCUGGACCCUGCAUCUCUUCCCUUUGGGAGCCUGUGGUCAAUGCCAUCCGGGAUCAAACAGCCUUCUGGAAACAAAUAGGUUUAUUAGCCAAUGGAACAAAACAGUUGAGGAAAAAAUAGUUUCGAAAUAACCAACCAACCAACAGGUGUGUCUGGCGUCUUCCAGUCUUAUGAUGAGGCUUGGAUGAAUUUUUUUAAUAAUUUCAACAGAUCAUCCCGAUGUUUGUUUUUAAGCAUUUUUAAUUUUUUUUUAUCAAUUUAAAUUUUCACAGUUGUGCAACAUUGUGGAGAGUCAGACAAUAACUGAAUGACAGUGGAGGUUGAGAUUCCAAAAGUUCAAGCUGUACAACCGUUCAAACACAAACUGGCAACAUCCCGAGUCAAAGUACGUGAGCGAGACAAGGCGGAUGAGGUAUUUAUUGGACCAAUUUCUGGUGGUGAGGGAGCCAAGCUCUGCGGCUACACAGAGCUCUUCUGCAGGUGUGAGAAAGGUACUCUGAGUCACUGCUAAAUAGAAGAUCAAACAGAUAGUGCAGUGUCAAUAGUUAGCUCAUACUCUCAGCCUCAGGGACCAUUCAAGGUGGAACAGUCUGUUCACACUCCUUUAGUCAGUGGACAGAAAAACAGGGUUAGCAGGUUACAGACUGUUGGAAUAAGCCACAAAUCCAGUGCCUCUGUUCAGUCCAUGAUUUUGUAUCGAGCAAAGUUAUGAAUUUAAGCUCCCAGGCUCCUCUUUUGAAAGUGUGGUGCAGGUUUCCUUUGAGGAUGGGGACUGAUAGGUCAGAUAGAGAGUGAUUGGUUUGUGACAUGUGUUCACCCACAGGUGACAGGGUGUUCUUGUGUUUUACCAUUUUCCCUUGUGAGUUCCUCUGAGAGUAUAGUGAUUGUCUGGUUUCACCCAACUGUUGUCAUUGAAGCAUUUAGUGCAUGGAUGAGGUACACCACAUGUUGUGAUAGGCAUGGGUAGGACCCAUGGAUCUUGAAAGGUGUUUGUGGAGGGUGUUGAUCAUUUUAGCAGUGGAGAGAUGUCUGCAGGUGUUGCAUCUCUUGUUCUGGCAAGGUCUGGUGCCACUUUGAGUUGGUGUGUCCUCAUCUGUGGGGAGCUUGCUUCUGAUGAUGAGCUUGGAGAGGUUGUUUGAGGGCCAGAAGAGGGGGUUCAGGAAAGAUUUAUUUCAGGAUGGGGUCCCCAUUGAGAAUGGGUUGUAGUUGUUGGUUACCCUGUAUGGAUUCCAGCGUGGCUGGUAGGUGACAACUAGAGGCGUGUGGUCGGAGAGGGUUUUAUUUCUGCAUUGAAGCUGGUUCUCUCGGGGUAUUUGGGUGGCCCGUUCCAUGAUGCGAUCUACUUCUCUGGUGGAACAUCCUUGUUUGGUGAAGGCGGUUUUGAGUGUGUUAAGGUGUACAUAACGGACUUUCUCCUCAGAGCAUCUGAGUGCCUGGCUGUUGAUAACAGAUGUCUUGGUGCAUUUGGGGUGGUUACUAGAUCUAUGAAGGCAGGUGUGGUGAUCCGUGGGUUUCUUAUAUAUGGUUGUCUGUCAGGUUCCAUUGUUGAAGCUGAUUGUGGCAUCCAGGAAGUUGAUGCUAAUGUGGGACUGUUCUAGAACCAGUUUAAUGGACGGGCGGUGGUUGUUGAAGUUGGGGUGGAAAUCGAUGAGAGAGUUGAAGUUGUCCGUUCAGAAGAUGAAAAUAUCAUCACUAUAUCUCAGGUGUAUCACUGGGUAAUAAUGGGCCACUUCACCUUGAAUGGUCCCUUAGAAUACGUGCUAACUACUUAUGCUAAAUUAUCUGUUUGAUCUUGUAUUUAGCUGUUACACUCGGAGUACCUUUCCCAGACCUGAAGAAGAGCUCUUUGUAGCUCAAAAGCUUCUCUCCCGCUCCCAACGGAAGUUGGUCCAAUAAAAGAUAUUACCUUACUCACCUUGUCUCUCAAAUAUCCUGGGACUGAUAUGGCUACACCAACACUGCAUAAGUCAAAGUGCACACAGUUAAUAGCCUUAAAUCGAACCCUCACACAUUCUCAGGUAGCAUCUUUCUUAGUUUUCUGUAAAUUUUGAUUAUUACUGAUGGAAAUAUUUUUGCAUUGGUUCGUGUGUAUACGGUGAAACCAACGUUUAUCGACAUUUGCCAAUAAAAAUCUACUCCUGGCAAA
Molecule: messenger RNA, 7839 nt
Organism: Chelonia mydas (Green sea turtle)
Lineage: Eukaryota; Metazoa; Chordata; Testudines; Cheloniidae
Gene: BCKDK
Product: branched chain keto acid dehydrogenase kinase
Exons: 13
Coding region: 2445-3692 (415 amino acids)
Biological process (GO): regulation of glucose metabolic process; protein phosphorylation
Cellular component (GO): mitochondrion
Molecular function (GO): pyruvate dehydrogenase (acetyl-transferring) kinase activity
Source: RefSeq, a predicted model, not a curated record